UGCAGCUCCAUCAGCCUCGCAAGCCUCGGAGCCGGCACCAUGGCGUGCGCGGGACUGCUCACCGUGUGCCUGCUCCAGCCACCGCGACACCCCGCACCCACGCCUGUCGCCGGACACGCGCUAUUCCAGGACGAGUAUGAACAGGCCUCCAAGGUGGACCAGUUUGUCACUCGCUUCCUGUUGCGGGAGACAGUGAAUCAGCUACAAGCCCUGCAGAACUCACUGGAGGGGGCAUCAGACACCCUGGAGGCCCAGGCCCGUGGCCCACGGUUGGAUGAAGAGAAUAUGGAUGUGCGAAGUAGGUCCCAUGGCAGCCGGCUGGCAGGGCGCAGGGCUCUGAGGAACAUCAGUUGGUCACCUACCUGGUCUUCUGGAUCCUCUGACAUAGGGAGGAGUUCAGAAGCUGAGCUGCAGUGGCGGCUGCAGGUCAACCGUCUCCAGGAGCUCAUAGACCAGCUUGAGUGCAAGGCCCCCCAGCUGGAACCCCUUCAUGAAGAAGACCUUACCAAAGGUCCUGACUCGCACAUCCUUGUGGCCCAGAGGCAGGUGCAAGUGGCAGAGGACACCCUGCAGGACUUCCACCGUGCCCUGUGCUGCUACAUGGACUUCACAGGGGCCCAGAGCCAUUGUCUGUAUGUGUCUGCCCAGAAGAUGCUUGACAAUGCUUCCUUCACCCUAUAUGAGUUCUGGCAGGACGAAGCCUCCUGGAGAAGGCACCAGCAGUCACCCUACAGCAAGGCCUUCCAGCGCAUCCUUAUUGAUCACCUGCAGGCCCCGGACACCCUCACCACUGUGUUUUUCCCAGCCUCCUGGUGGAUUAUGAAUAACAACUGAGCCUGGUCUGCUUAAGCUGAGGACCCUGAAGCCCUGCCUAUCAUUCUAGAGCCUUCUGUACUGGUCAGCUCUACACUAAGACGAAAGACCCUGCCUACACCCAGAGCGGGGUCCUGGCCAACUGGUGGAGGGUCUCUCAGCCCAGGGAUCAGGGACUGGGCUUGCUUUAUUUUACUGUUUGCAGCUUCUGGGCAUCUAGGCUUCUGCCUGAUUCAGGAGGCCCAGAUUCUGGUCCCCCCUCUCUCUCUGCCUUGCUAUGUGAUCCAGGCAGGUCUUUUCCCUCUCUGGCUGCCUAGAGGUGGCCUGCUUUCUUCUUGCUGUCUUGGGGCCAGCUUCUGCUCUUCCCCCAACCAGUGGCAGAACAAGGGCAGAUGCUCAGGGACCCCAUCCAACACUUGGACCCUCUAUCUGAGGCUGGGCCAGAUCAGUCUGCAGAGUGGGGUAGAGACCUAGAUCUUCAUCAUCCCUCUGGGCCAGCUCUAGAAUUUCCAGCACCAGUGGCUGUGCCAGAGACCUCUGGAGGAUCCUGGGUUGGUCUGUAUGUCAUUUGCAUAUCAUUUGCAUGCUGUCACCCCACCCAUUCUCAGGGUACUAUGGGAAGCCCCAAGAUGACCUUGCAAAGUAGCAAUAAUUUGGGCCUAGAGUUGCCUGCUGCCCCAGAGAUCUCUGAACCCCAGCCUGGAACAAUAGCACAGAGGCAAUAAAGUUGGUGGUCACUUGU
This is a messenger RNA of Nannospalax galili (Upper Galilee mountains blind mole rat), 1555 nucleotides long. It is a transcript of the gene Necab3, whose product is annotated as N-terminal EF-hand calcium binding protein 3. NCBI's taxonomy places the organism in Eukaryota, Metazoa, Chordata, Mammalia, Rodentia, Spalacidae. The record is from RefSeq and is a predicted model, not a curated record. Gene Ontology annotation, cellular component: cytoplasm; endoplasmic reticulum; Golgi cis cisterna. Gene Ontology annotation, biological process: regulation of amyloid precursor protein biosynthetic process.